AUGUGCAACAAGGCAGCACCCAAGCCGACGCUCUGGCGUCGCUUUCUCACCCUCUUCGGCGUCGCCCCACCCCACCCCGCGCCCCAGUACGACCCCUUCUACGGCUACAACACCCCUUCCUCCGACCCCUCGCUGCAAGCUGCGCCCGGCACGAUUCUGCGUUCGCGCAAGAUCGAAAUCGUCCCGUUCCCCGGCUUCGACGCGAAGAACCUCAGCGCUUGGCAGCUCGCAUACGUGACGAGAGGAGCGGAGGGGCAAGGACAGGUGACCAUUGUGACUAUCAUCGCCCCGCCGGGACCUGGGAAGCGCGAUCGCGUGGUGUCGUAUCAGCCAAAGACGGACUCUGCAGCCCCGAUCUGCCGCACGAGCUAUGCACUGCGCAAAGGCGGCACCGAACGCUACGGCGCGCUGUCGGAGCAGAUCUUCAUGGAGACGCUGCUUGAUCGCGGAUGGGUCAUCGUCUGCCCGGACUACGAGUCGCAGAAUGAUGCCUUUGGAGCAGGUGUCCAGUCGGGCCAGGCCACGCUGGACGCCUUGCGCGCCGCGCUGCAGUUCAAGGAGCUCGCACUGGAGGAGAACGCACGUAUCGUCGGAUGGGGCUACAGCGGCGGCGCCAUCGCCACGGCCUGGGCCGCACAGCUGCAGAGCUCAUACGCGCCCGAACUGCGCAACAUCGUCGGCUGGUCGUUUGGCGGCACGGCUGUGGAUCUCGAGGCGGCCGCGCGACACUGCAACAACACUGUGGUCGCGGGCAUUGUCGUCGGCGUGCUGCAAGGCUUGGCCAACGCCUACCCGAAGCUCAACAAGUGGCUGCUCGCAAGCAUCAACAAGGUCGGCGAGCCGCACUUUCUCAAGGCGCGCGAGUCAUGCUUCUACAGUGUCGUCGCCUCGUCGCUGGGCAAGGAUGUGCUGGGCCUCGUGGCUGCUGCCGACUCCAAGAAGUCCGAGGGCUACUUCAACGUCUCCGACGUGCUGGGCGCGCCGGAAUGCCGCGACGUGAUGAAGCACAACCUCCUCGGCGCGCACCCGACGCAGAUUCCCGUGGCGCCGCUCUUCAUCGUGCAGUCGCUGCACGACGAAAUCGUGCCCUUUGCGCCCGUCGACGAUCUGGUGCAGCGCUGGGGCCGCGCCGGCGCACGCAUCGAAUACAUCCGCGACGAGUGGAGCGCCCAUGUGAUCCUCUGCUUCACGGGCUACCCGGUGACGGUCAAGUGGAUGGAGGAGCGGCUGGAGCUCAAGCCGAACCCGGUCCUGCCUGGCAAGCCGUACGUGCGCACCGUCAAGACGAGUCUGAACGACGAGCCGGCAAAGGCAUGCCUCGGCUGCCGUCAGGGCCAGCUGCAGAAGCAGAUGGUCAACGACUACCAGAAGCCCAACAAGACCUGGUGGACGUGA
Tilletiopsis washingtonensis is the source of this 1395-nucleotide messenger RNA. Its product is annotated as LIP-domain-containing protein. The coding region runs from base 1 to 1395 and encodes 464 amino acids. The record is from RefSeq and is a predicted model, not a curated record. Gene Ontology annotation, biological process: lipid catabolic process. Lineage: Eukaryota; Fungi; Basidiomycota; Exobasidiomycetes; Entylomatales. Gene Ontology annotation, molecular function: triacylglycerol lipase activity. The transcript is spliced from 10 exons.